AUGUCCGGCUGGGUAGAUUGGUCAAAGACCACCCAAUCCAACAACUACCGCGGCUCCAACUCGUUCGCGACGUUCAUGAUCAUCGGCCCGACCUGCUUCUUCCUCGGCAUCCUCUUCGCCUCCUUCCCCUACGACUUCCCCCUCCUCUGGACCUCCGCCCCGGUCCCCGAGUCCUUCUACGCCCACCUCGAAACCCACCUCAAGUUCAUGCACCAGUCCCCGCCCCUGAUCGGCCGCCUCCUCAACAUCAUUGUCUUCACCGGCUUCCUCGGCUUCUUCAUCAAGCUCUUCCGCCCCUCCGAGGCCAACGUCCUCUUCGACGGCGCCUCCCUCGUCCUCUACCUCAUCGGCGUCGGCGUCUACAUCACAAACAUCGUAAAGGGCCUCCGCUCCGUCUCCGCCGGCAUCUGGGACGACGCCGCCGCCUUCGCCGACACCGCCGCCAAGGCCGCCGAGGGCGGCUCCGGCGAGAUCAUCCUCGGCAAGGAGGACAGCCUCAAGGUCCUCGCCGCCAGCAACACCAUCCUCGCCCUCGUCCUCGUCGGCGUCCUCGUCCUCCAGGCCGGCCAGUGGUACGCCGAGCGCAAAGACCGCGAGGACUUUGACAAGCUCGAGAAGGAGGAGUCCAAGAAGGGGGGGCCCGCCGCGUCCAAGAAGAAGCAGUAA
Colletotrichum karsti is the source of this 666-nucleotide messenger RNA. RefSeq names its product ER membrane protein SH3. The transcript is spliced from 2 exons. The record is from RefSeq and is a predicted model, not a curated record. Gene Ontology annotation, cellular component: endoplasmic reticulum membrane. Bases 1 to 666 code for a protein of 221 amino acids. Gene Ontology annotation, biological process: endoplasmic reticulum to Golgi vesicle-mediated transport. Lineage: Eukaryota; Fungi; Ascomycota; Sordariomycetes; Glomerellales; Glomerellaceae.